Messenger RNA from Mycena citricolor, 2241 nucleotides. Lineage: Eukaryota; Fungi; Basidiomycota; Agaricomycetes; Agaricales; Mycenaceae. The record is from the annotation of a GenBank genome assembly.
GGCACGCGCCGCUCACACUCAUCCAAUAUGAACCCCCUCAUUCGUUCACUUCGUUUUUCCACUCUGCCUCGCAGCGCCCUGGCAGCGCGUCAUGCCCCUAAGCGACUGCAAAUCCGCCCCAUCACUCCUCUUAUUCCACUUCGCACUGUGGCCAACACCGUCGGUCCAGGCAGCCAAUCUCUGUCGCAUGCUCGCCAAAACAUGAAAGAAGAGGCUGGAAACUCCGUCAAGGACCUCGCCAAAGCCAUUGCUGGCGUUAACCCGGCUAAAGACGAUAGUUUCACCGCUAUCACGGGCUCUCUUGCCUCCGAAGUCCCAUCGUCCGUUAUGACAUUCGGUCUCGCCGGCGGUCUUCCGUACAUCGGGGCAGCCGCUACGACCGUCUACCUUGCUCGUGAAGCCACAUUGGGCGCGACGAGCAUCGACCCGGGCGUCGCUAUCACUGUCCUCGACCAGGCUCUCAACCUGCAAGUCACGUACGGCGCAGUCAUGCUCUCCUUCCUCGGUGCGCUUCAUUGGGGCAUGGAAUUCUCCGGCCUCGGUGGCCACCACGGCUGGCGACGACUCGCUCUGGGCGCGGCCCCCGUGCUGUAUGCGUGGCCGACACUGGCCAUGGACCCGACAAUGGCUCUCUGCGCUCAGUGGGCCGGAUUUACCGCCCUCUGGUGGGCAGACUCGCGUGCCACGGUUGCUGGCUGGACUCCCAAAUGGUACUCGCAGUACCGCUUUUAUCUUUCCAUCCUCGUGGGCACUUGUAUCCUCGGUUCUCUGGCCGGCAUUACCUACUGGGGUCCAGUCGGUGGCCACGGCCUUCUUGACCACGAGCUGCACGACAUCCGUAAAGAACGUGCCACUCUUCAGAAACAGCCAGAGGUUCUCUACGGCAAGGAGAUGACUAUUCUGCCGGGAGAAGACACUUUCACUCGUUUGCGAAAAACCGAAGACAUUGAGAAAGAACAGGCUGAGCGGGCUGAGAAGGAGGCUGAGAAGGAGAAAGCCCAGAACAAGUGGAUCAAGACUGUCAUGGUCGUCCUGAAGCACAAGAAACUUGGUCCCGGUCUGGGAGCCAAAGCGUCGAUGGCAAAGGCAUCCGGUGCUCGUGCCAGAUCUUCCCUGGCCCGAAAACCGAUCGGAAACAAGCUUACCACGCUCCAAAUCGAGGCCAGGACCACGAUGCAGCACCGGUUUGCGCAAACGCGCCCUCAGCGGUUCUACGAGCGGGUGGACUAUUCGUUGGAGAAACUGUACUUGAAGGUCAUCGACGUGCAGCGGCGCCUAUACGCGAGCCUGCGGAGGUUUGUUGGAACACAGAUGGUUCUUAGGAGUGCCGUGCGGCCGUUGACCUGCCGGGAUGCUCAUUGGCUUGCGCGGAUCGAGCCGAGCUUGAAGAGACGGCGGCCCAUUGUUCGAUCUUCGUAUCGCUGGGGCAAGCCCAAAACGCUUCCACGGCGCGUCAAAUCAAAGUCGCGCUUCAAGACCAAAGUGCCGAGGAGUUCAGAUGCACGAGUCUGCUCCCUCGCAGAACAACGUGACAAAUUAAUGGGGUCCUGCGCUGGUUCGCAGUUAAUACCAUCCCACGUCAUCCCCGACGCGACGGAUCGCUUUUGGCCCCAAACUUAUUCCGCCACCAUCGCUCGGCGGGCAAACGCGUGCCGAACCAUGAAGAACGGUCCCCAGCAGACUUUCGUCUGGAGGCGGACACGCUCGUCAUUGUGCAACGUCUAUGCAGUCCCUAAUCAGACACUUGUCCCUGCCGCAUCCGAUCCAGAAUUUGCUGAGCAAGUUUCUGCAUGCCAGGGUCCAGUACACCGCAGCCCGUCGAUCAUCACCGAAGGCAUCUCAUACACGACCCAUGGCCAUUCGCGACUGCCCUUGGAAGCAAAGAAACGGGAUGCGGAUCGAGCCGGCAUGGACUGGGCCGACGAGCGAUGUUACAAAAAGAGUCGAAUGAUGAAACUUGUGCUUGGAGAGGAUCCUGGGCACUGUACUCCCAAUUACUCACCCUGAUGUUCGAGUAUUAGGCUUGUUUCAAGGCUUAUGGGGCAUAUUCCCGGCAAUUAAGUUCAAGAGGAGCCUGUUUUGUUAAGAGGAUCUUUUCGUACUUUUCUAACAUUCGGAUUCGCUGAUCACCCAGGGACUACAUCUCGCGUAGAGUCACGCUCACAUGAUUCGAGCGUCACACUAGGUUUCCUGAACUUAGUGUGCAUGUCCAAAGCACGUUAUUGACUCCGUGGAAGUCCG